This is a messenger RNA of Rhodofomes roseus, 830 nucleotides long. RefSeq lists its product as uncharacterized. Lineage: Eukaryota; Fungi; Basidiomycota; Agaricomycetes; Polyporales; Fomitopsidaceae. The transcript is spliced from 8 exons. The record is from RefSeq and is a predicted model, not a curated record. Bases 21 to 830 code for a protein of 269 amino acids.
UAUUUGACUGGACGAACGCUAUGGUAAGUGGUUUGUGGCAAACUCAAGCUGCGAUCUCACGUCCUUCACUGUUUGCAGAGGUAGUCAUCAUGCAGCCGAUUCGUACGUGUAAACUCACAGGUCCUGACGACACGCGCAGCUGCGAGUGGUUAUACGACUUGCAAUACGCAUUGUCCAUUAUCCUUAUCUUCGUUAUUGCAUGGUUCUCGGCUCUUCGCGUCUAUGCUAUCAGCCAUCGAAGCUGGUGGCCAGCAGUGAUAACCUUAACGGGGGCAGUGGUCGCCAUCCCGGUUCAGCUGUUUGCCGAUAUUCGAUCAUCAAGAGCCUACGUCGCGUUUGUGGGUCGUAUUCCGAUCUGUACGAAAGCAACGUUAUUCUCCGAUGACUUGAAUACCCGGUUAAUCUUUGCUGUCCGGACUUGCGCCAUAUUCUCCGACUUAGUGGUUCUCUGCUGCACCUGGUAUUUCGCCGGCGUUGUUUCCGAUGCGAGAGAGCGCAAAGCAAGGUUCAUCAAGUUGAUCCUACAACAAGGGACGAUAUACUUCAUAUCACUGCUCAUACUCAAUGUCGUACAAAUUAUCGUUGAGACAUCCCUCGGCACACAGACAGUGAAUGCCUAUUACACGGCUACAUUUACAGGACCAAUAUCGUCGAUCCUAACCACUCGAUUCAUGCUCGAACUUCGCACUCUCGACCGCCGAGCUGUCGUAUCAGAAUCGUCGGGCUUCCUGUCUGACUCUGGAGCGUAUUCCAGCGGUUCGACGACGACGCCCGUCGAGCUGUCCACCCUCAAGUUCUCCGACCAGCGUACUUGCUCGACGGCGGUCUAG